CCACGAAUCGCUGCACAGGCCAUAGUUCGUCUUAUAAAUAGCACAAAAUCGAAUCAAGCCAUGUUGGCACUCACUCUUCUGGAUAACUGUGUUAAGAAUUGCGGAUAUCCUUUUCACCUUCAAAUUGCAAGCAAGGAAUUUUUAAAUGCCCUUGUUCGCAGAUUUCCUGAACGUCCUCCUGCCCGAUAUGCCCCCAACCCUCAAUUCCUUUCGAAUCCCGUCAUGGAUCGUAUUUUAUAUUUAAUUAAGGAAUGGAAGGUUGCCUUGUCUGAAUUAUCCCGUUAUAAAGACGACAUGCAACAUAUCAAAGACAUGUAUAGGUUAUUGAAAUUUAAAGGUUACCAGUUUCCUGAACUUCGUGAUUCUUCAGUCGCCGCUUUGGCCCCAACUGAGACCCUAAAAUCUGCACUAGAGUUGGAAGAAGAGGAUAGAAUCGCAAAAGCUGCUAAAUUGCAAGAGUUAAUUAGAAGAGGAAGACCACAAGAUUUAGUUGAAGCGAAUAAAUUGAUGAAAAUUAUGACUGGCUAUGACCAAAAACAUCAGACCAAUUUUAAGGAGAAAUUCGUGGAAGAGUUACACAAAAUUCAAAACAAGGCACGCCUAUUGUACGAAAUGCUGGAUAAUAUGAAGGCCGGAGACCGAAUUGACGAAGAAGGAAGCAUGGAAGAACUGAAAAAUGCUUGUGAAAGCGCCUUGCCAAAGAUCAGAACAAUGUUAAAGGAAGAAGAGGAUGAUGAAAAGAGUGUCACAUUGAAAUAUCAAGAUAUUAAGAAUGGUCACUAUGAUACGGUAUAUGAUAUUAGCGGUAAAUUUAAAAGUGAAUCAAACAGUUUCUCGGAUCUGCCUCCUCAGCCUAUUAGUUUAAUUGAUUUGGAUGACGAUGAGUUAACCCCUUCACCCAAUAAAAAUCCCCUGGACGAACUGAGUGACAUUUUCGGUACAGAUGCAUCUAUUUCUAAUGCAUCCACUCCCAAUGCGUCCAACAUAUCCACCCCCAAUACAUCCUCAGGCAUUGAUCCAUUUGAUCUUUUAUCCCAAUCCAUUAGCAACAAUACACUCAAGUCCAGUCCUCCGUACAAAUUUAAUACCUCCACAUCUCCUAUUAUGAUAUCAUCCCCUAAUCAGAACGGCGAUAUCGAUUUGGUAAACAAAAACGGGCUUGUCAUUCGAAUGGAUGUAUAUACCGUGACUCCUAUUUACAAAGUCAAGGCUUACUAUUCCAACAAAUCUACAGCUCCUAUGGAUAAAAUGACGCUAUUACUAGCAGCACCAAAAGGUAUGAACUUAAAGAUGAGUCCUAUUUCUUCAGACACCGUGCCUCCCAAGUCCGAGAAUACUAUUACACAGACCAUAGUAAUUAAUAACUCUAACAAGGACCUUUUACGUCUUCGUUAUAAAGUAACAUACGAACAAUUUGGUGUGGAUAUGGAACAGACUGGAGAUUAUCACGAUAUGUAAAAUGAUACAAACAUUCCCCACAUUAUAUUUCUAUUGUAUUUAAAAAAGAAGAAAAAAAAUUAGACAUAAACUUAAAAGUAAAUAAUACCUUUCCAUAAAUGUAGCAGCCGUUAUGCGGAUAAAAGUAAUACGUACAAAUAGACACUUCUCACGGUUGUUAAAGAUUAUCUAUAUACGGGUUACCUUGCUUUGUCAUCUGUAACAUUUUUUAUCUUUUAUCGCAAUCUUUCCUUCAAAGAAAAAACUAUCAAAAUGAUUGACAGUCUUACAUAGUACCAUUAUCUUGAAGACACAACCACAGAUAAUGGCGGUGAAGAUAAUCCUUUUUUUACAAGUCUGGAAGCCAAUCCGCAAUUGAGCAAGUCACAGUUGUGCAAAACCUUAUACUUCAUGCAUUUUUUUCGCACGGUAUUUUGCUUUUAAAAUAAAAACGGGACAAGAACCCCUUUUUUUUUUCUUUUUCUUUUUCCUUCCCGAAAAAAAUGCUUUCA
Molecule: messenger RNA, 1949 nt
Organism: Mucor mucedo
Lineage: Eukaryota; Fungi; Mucoromycota; Mucoromycetes; Mucorales; Mucoraceae
Exons: 11
Coding region: 61-1458 (465 amino acids)
Biological process (GO): Golgi to vacuole transport; protein transport to vacuole involved in ubiquitin-dependent protein catabolic process via the multivesicular body sorting pathway; Golgi to endosome transport
Cellular component (GO): trans-Golgi network
Molecular function (GO): phosphatidylinositol binding; ubiquitin binding
Source: RefSeq, a predicted model, not a curated record